AUGUUCAUCUUCGUGAUGAACAAGUUGAACAUGAGUCCACGACUAGCUUUGGCAAGACUUCUUUCAGAGCUCCGCUGUACCCCAGGACAGUUUGCUUGUCGGAGUGGUACCAUCCAGUGCAUCCCUUCAAACUGGCAGUGUGAUGGAUGGCCCACCUGUGAGGACGAGAGUGAUGAAGUUGAUUGUCCAGGCUUGACAGGGGACCAGCGAACUUACCAUGGGAAGGAAAAUGUGGACUCUAGGCAUAAUCGAGGAAGAGGAGGAGAGACGACCCGCUUUCACACUGUCAAUGUAGCACAGCCUGUCCGAUUUAGCAGAAAGUGCCCAACAGGAUGGCACCACUAUGAGGGCACGGCCAGCUGUUAUAGAGUCUAUUUGAAUGGGGAGAACUACUGGGACGCUGUGCAGACAUGUCAGCGGGUGAAUGGAUCCCUUGCCACCUUCACUGCAGACCAGGAGCUAAGGUUUAUUCUGGCACAGGAGUGGGACUUGGAAGAAAAAGCAUUUGGAAGGAAGGACCAACGUAGGUUCUGGGUUGGAUAUCAGUAUGUCAUCACCAAUCGAAAUCACUCUCUAGAAGGUCACUGGGAAGUAGCCUAUAAAGGCUCUUCAGAAGUAUUUCUGCCCCCUGACCCUAUCUUUGGUACGGCUAUGUCUGAAAAUGAAAACGUUCUUUGUGCUCAGCUUCAGUGUUUCCAUUUUCCUACCCUUCGGCACCAUGGUUUACACAGCUGGUAUGCUGAAAACUGCUAUGAGAAAUCCUCGUUCCUCUGCAAAAGAAGCCAGACUUGCGUUGAUAUCAAAGACAACAUUGUGGAUGAAGGCUACUAUUUCACCCCAAAGGGGGAUGAUCCCUGUUUGAGCUGUACAUGCCACAACGGUGAACCUGAAAUGUGUGUGGCUGCUUUAUGUGAACGGCCCCAGGGAUGUCAGCAGUAUCGCAAAGACCCUAAGGAGUGCUGCAAAUUUACGUGUUUAGACCCAGAUGGCAACAGUUUGUUUGACUCGAUGGCCAGUGGAAUGCGUCUGAUAGUGAGCUGCAUUUCCUCCUUCCUCAUCCUCUCUCUGCUCCUCUUCAUGGUCCACCGGCUACGCCAGAGGCGGAGAGAGCGCAUAGAGUCUUUGAUAGGAGCAAAUUUGCACCAUUUUAACUUGGGCCGCAGAAUGCCUGGUUUUGAUUAUGGUCCGGAUGGUUUUGGAACAGGCCUUACUCCGCUGCACCUUUCAGAUGAUGGAGAAGGUGGGGCGUUUCAUUUCCAUGAUCCGCCUCCACCCUAUACUGCUUACAAGUAUCCAGAUAUUCAACAUCCAGAUGACCCACCUCCCCCUUAUGAGGCUUCUGUCAAUCCAGACAGUAUCCUUUGUUCUACUCCAGAUGGAGUUCUUUCUCAGACAGUGCAAAGCAGUCCUCCAUCACUAGGAAACUGUGAUGUAUCCCCACAGCUUACAGAGGAAUCGCUUCCUCCCUCAGUUGGUCCUUCUCCAGUAGAGCUGGAAGACUCUGCUGACAGCAGCACCUUUCUUGUCCCUCCUGACACACCGCUAGGUGAAAACACACCGGCAGAAACUCUUACAGGCAGCCGUCACAGCCACUGUUCUCUCAAUACCAUUGUAUAAAGGAAUAAAAAGCUGACUGCCGGUCAGAAAUAGUUUUAGCAACUGUUUGCACAGACAAACACUAAUCCAUGGUUUGAACUUCAGAAGGAAUCUCCACUUUGUUUUUGAACACUGCUUUUAUGUUCUAGUUUAGAAUUGUGCCUCUCGUUUUUUGGCUGUCGUUAUUCAUUCACUAAUUGAUUUGUCCUGUAAAUAUGGAUUGUAUAAACUGCUCUUUUUUUCCAUUGGUGAUGGAAAAGAGUGCAGAGAAUUCCUUUGACUUCUAAGGAGAGGAAGAGUAUGGGUAGUUUUUUCUUAACCUGAAAGGAAACAAAAAUCUACAUCAGAAAAAAGCUGCUUGGAUUUGGCUGUGUACCACUGGACCCAGGGAACAGACAACGGAAAAGGAGGGUGGGGGCAGUCACUGUUUAAUCAAUUGCUUUCUCUCUUGCUUGUGUGCUACGCUUGGAAAAGGCAGAGAAGGCUGAACUGCAGGGGAAGGGGCUAGGUGUCUGUGUUACAAAGUGGGAGCACUGAGGAGCUGGAACACGUGCCACCGAGUAAGAGUUGCACGGUAUAGAACAGCUGUGUGUUUUGAUUUGCCCCGCUACUUCAAAACACCCUAGGGACUAGAGGAUAAGUGAUGUACGCAAUGACUUUGUCUUUUUAUGGCAGUGGGUACUAAAAAAACUAGGAUUUGCAAUUACAAUUGAUUGUUAUUGGUAGCUGCAAAAUUUGGUAUUGUCAGGUAAACUUCUGGCCCAUAAAGAAAACUGAGUCUGUGUAAUGCUUGCGUCCCUUCAGUAGAGUCUUCCUAUGCGUUAGGUAGCACCAUAGAGAAGAGACAGGGAGCAGUUAGCUUUCUGACUGAUACAAUCCAACUUCACUAUCUCAAGCUCCUGUGUUGUAACCCCAUCAGGAAGAUUAAGGUGUUUUUCUUUGUGGUGUAGCUUCUUUACAGUGAACAGUUGCACAAGACUGGCCUGGAUAAAGAGGCUAUUGUUCUUGCUUUUCUUAAUGCAUGCUAUUUUUAGCAUGCUGGUUCCUUCCCCUGCAUUUCACUUCUUUACAGGUGUUACAAAUACUGUUUAAAAACAGUGAUCGUGUACUAUACAUAAUGUUCAAUUCUAAUUGGACACUUGUUCCUUAUUCUAAUACUAUAAAUUGCCAACCCUGUUCUAGGGUUUCUUCCUAGUCCCCGCUUCUUCCCCCUUCCCCCUGAAUAAAUGUUUAUCCAGGUCCCAUGAUGGGUUAUAAUGAGGUUAGUGUACUUAAAUCAAUAAAGUGCUUUCUUUCACUCUGAUAUGCCAUCUUAAAUUUUCCCCUCAGAUUGAACGCUUUAAACUAGCUAAGGUAAUUUAUGUAUGGCAAAGUGAGAUUCAUUUACAUCCUUACUAAACCCAAAGUCAGCACUGUUCGCUUUGGUAAAGACUGCAAAGUAAUCUUUACAGGCGAUUUUAAUUUUAAGUGGAAAUUUAAUGUGCAAAUAAUUUUCUCCUCCCCCAUCCUCCUCUUGCCUCUGGGUUUCCCUGACUUACUGUUGCAGUCAGCAGAUGAGAUAAACUAUAAGGAUUAUGAGGAAUUUGUAAAGAGUGCCCCUUGCGAGUGUUCUCCUAAUACCUUAUGAAAGGUACACAAGCCUAGAGGGACAGGAAGAAAACACUGCAUGAGGGUGUGUAUGUGAAUUAUUUUUCUAGUACUGAUGAGAAAUCAUUCUUGUAUGACAAAUCCUGACCCACUAUUGUGGUUUUCCAGUGCAGCUGACUUUUUCCCCAUGGAAUAUGCUGCUACUUUCUAUUCUGUGUCUUGCCUAUAGGCUUAUACUGUACUUGGGGAUUGGUCUUGACAAUUCAACUCCUUUUGCACAGAAAACUGUGACUUUCAUUAUUCAGCUCAUAUCCAGUGUCUUGACAUUCAGACGCUUGCUAACAAUCUUGAAUCCAUUGGAGAGUGUGAAUCACAGUUCUCGUGUGUGCUGCUGGCACACGAGCAGGAGGAAACACUGUUAGGAAAGCCUCUCUGUUUGGACGCUUAACACUGCGGUGCGUUCCUGUCCUCUGGUUUGACUGACUCUAACGUGAGUGGCACGAAAUGAGAGGAGCCGUUCUCCACCCUGUGGGUCUGUUACCGGCUCCUCCUCUUGAGUUCGAGUCCUGGUCUAAUGAAGUGGAUGGAUAGCAGUAGUCAGAACCAUGCAUACAAAUUAUUGAGCAUUUCUGAAGUAUGAAAAUAAAGCGGGUUUUGUGCAUUUUUGAGCACAUUCAUACGUUUUAUACAUUGUAUGUACUGAUUUUUCUUUAGUUUUUAUAGGUACGAAUGUGUGUGUGCGUGUGUGUGUUUCUGGGUGGCGAUAUAUAUAAAUAUAUAUAUAUAUAUAUACUGUAGAUGGUACCCUUUGUGCUGCGUCCAGCUAGGUGAAGCUAAGCACUGGGAUAUAAACUAGACUCUUAGAGUUAAUACUUCUCUAAAGCUGGCUACACUCUGUUGUAGGACAGGAUGUGAUAGUGUACACUUGAGUAGGAUGCAAAGUCUAUGCUACUACAGUCUGUUCCUGAAAAAUAUUUUGUUAGCAGUGCAAAAUAGAAAACUUCUAAUUUCCUUUAAAGCCAGAUGGAAUAUUCAUUCUUUGUAGUAUCCUAGCGCAAUAACAAAAGGCCUUUUGGCUUGGUUUAGUCUCUAAAGCUGUAUUUUGUGGUUAAGGUGAACAGAUACCUUACCUCACGCAUCUCAUAGGACUGUGGGAAUCUGUUCAGUAUUUUUUUAUUUUUACUUUCAAUUCUGUGGUUGAAUUUAUUUGAAAAUAAGCUCUUAACAAUUUGCAACUUCAUGAUGGCUCCUGGUUGUAAUUAUUCCAAAUGUAGGCUUCUUUGUAGAAGCCUCAGUGUAAUAUUUUUUCGUAGCUUCUGAGCCUUUCCCACUUCAGUAUUGGCACAGAGGCUGCUAUUUUCCUUUUCCCUAUCCUCCUUCAUCUUAUCUCUAAACAAGGGAAGUUUUGCCUUGAACAGAGCAGCUCACUAAGUACAGCUCUUGUUUACCUCUCAGUGAGCUUCUAAUUUGGCAAUAAAGCUGUUAUUUUCCCCCCCUUUUUAGUGUAGAUUUUUUUCACACAGGGUCCUCUCUCUUAGAGUAAGAGCCUUUGUAUCAGAAAAUGUCACAACUACUAAGACUUCUGGACCAACUGAGGAAGAGUUAUAUUUCUUGAUAGCAGCUGACUUCUCAACAAGACUUCCUCGCCCUUGGCAAGGCGACCGGUGUGAAGUUUCAUUUGUGAACACCACUUACAGAGGAUUGAUGCUUGCUUGAGGAAGACCUUUCUGUUUUGAUUGUCACUACAUUGAUUGGAUCUUUGAAGUUAUAUUUAGCGCAUUCUCUUCCCCUCCCUCCCGCCCGGUCCCAUCAGCAUUCACUUCUCUGGAUGUUUUUCUUAAAUACUGGUGCAUCUCAAAUCUUCCUCCAGACACAGUGGAGGAGAUUCCAUUACCUGAGCAUUCCUAGCAGCGCAAGUAAGCAAAGCGUUCAUUUCUCUGUGAGUAUUCUUGGCGGCAGUUAAUUUUGUAAGGUUUCAGUACUCUUCUGCGCAGGGCUAAUGCAUUCCAUUGUGGCCUCUGACAAAACUCUUCCUCAGAUUCCCCUUCCUUACUACAUACUGUGGUGCCAUAUUGAGGUCUUUGCUUUUCCUUCAAGAACAGUUUUAGAUAUUCACUCGUAUCAAUGUUCUCAGUGAUACAUGUACACAGUCUCACAGCAGCCUCUAAUUUUUUACUAGACGAGUUGUAGAAUAUUGUAAUGUUAGAAAGACAGUGGGUUUAAUGCUAUGCUAGAAGAUCAAAAUUGUCAUUCAGAUGUAUGAAGAACGUGUCUGUUUGCAUAAUGUUCAGUCUUGUCUGUUUUUGAGCCUCAGACUAUUCCUUUAUCCAUUCAUGACAGGACACUGAUCUAGAAGAAAAACGAAGUAGGUAAAAUUUUUUUUUUCCGAAGGCUUAGUCUUCUGGUCUCCGUUCAGGCAGGAUUCUUCACUAAGUCAUUGGGUUCUCUGUCUGAGUAAAGAUCACAGGAUUGCCCGUUCAAAUGUCUUUGAAGUGUGACUUGGGAAGAAACUGUUUUUGUGACCAGUAAUUGCUGUUCUUUCCCCAUCUAAUGUUAAAUAAAUUUGAAGCUGUUUUUAAAAUAUUUUUCAUCUUUUAGAUGGGGAUUUUCAGUGGCAAAGCACUGAAGUUUUAAUGUUGUCUCAUACAGUUUGUAGCACGCGUUUCUUUUUUCAGCUUCUGAAAAAUCUUUUUUUCUCAUCAGUUAAGGAACCUGAAGUAUAUCCAGAAAUUUCUUGUAAAUUUCCCUCCCAAGUUGGGAGCUGGAACCUAAAACUGGAGCAGAUUGGUGUAGAGGAGGCAAAUCAGUCAAAGUUCAUAUGUUCUGGGUCUCACACUUAACCUGGUUCCAAAUGAAAUAGGCAUUUCUUUGAAAUAGAUGCAUUCAACAGUAAAGAUCUGCUUCCCCUAUCAAUAUUCUACGUUAACUGCCUGCUACGGUACGACAUAGCUUUAAUUUUUCAGUAUUGUGCACCUUGAAAGUUGAGCGGGUUGGAGCUGAUGCCAGCAGAGAUGCUGCACUUGCAGUCUGCGUGCAUGGCCACGCCACACUGUAACCUGAAUGUCCGACUUCUGUAUGCCUGGGAGGCUGAGAGAGAGUGAGACACUGCUUUUUACCUUCUCUUGGAAAAUAAUUUUAGCCAAUGCUGCAUUUGCAGGCUUCUCCUGUGUAGUUGGUUUGUGACUGGAUUUAACUGUGGCAGUGUAUAAAAGAUUUUGAUAUUCUGUGAAAUACCAUGUAGAAUUUAAAUUUGAUACUAUAAUAAUUCAGUCCCUGUGACAUUGUUUUUUGUUUUAACUUCUUUCUUUGGGGUUGGCACUAAUCUUUCUUUUUUUCUCAAGAUGCUGUGAGAAACAUUUCAUCCAAAUGCCAAAUAAAUUGUGUUCUGUAAGAGAAA
This is a messenger RNA of Struthio camelus australis, 6580 nucleotides long. The record is from RefSeq and is a predicted model, not a curated record. NCBI's taxonomy places the organism in Eukaryota, Metazoa, Chordata, Aves, Struthioniformes, Struthionidae.